This is a messenger RNA of Mauremys reevesii (Reeves's turtle), 2703 nucleotides long. Its product is annotated as acid phosphatase type 7-like. Lineage: Eukaryota; Metazoa; Chordata; Testudines; Geoemydidae. Gene Ontology annotation, molecular function: metal ion binding; acid phosphatase activity. The transcript is spliced from 13 exons. The record is from RefSeq and is a predicted model, not a curated record. Bases 125 to 1432 code for a protein of 435 amino acids.
GGAAAUCAGAGCUGGGUGGUGCUGACUCAGGACCACGGGAGGAUCUGACCCGCUCACAGGCCAGCGCCCCACGGCUUUCGUUUCCCCGUCCCUCUCCCGCACAGCCGGGAAGAGCAGGACGAGGAUGGGGCCGCACGGCUGGCUCUGCCUGCUCUGCCUGGUGCUCCCCUGGCUGCUGUGCCAGGGCAAGAGCCGCACCCAGCCCGAGCAAGUGCAUCUCUCCUACCCAGGCGACCCCACCGCCAUGACCGUCACCUGGACGACCUUUGACCCGGCCGGCUCCAUCGUGGAGUUCGGCCCGGAGCCGAGCAGGGUCUUCACCUCCUCCGCCCAGGGCCACGCCAGCCGGUUCGUGGACGGCGGGUGGUUGCGCCGCAGCAUGUUCAUCCACCGGGUCACCCUGCAGGGCCUGGCCCCUGGGCAGCACUAUGCUUAUCGCUGCGGAAGCCCGCGGGGCUGGAGCCGGCCCUACAGCUUCCGGGCUCUGCAGAAUGGCACCAACUGGAGCCCGCGUCUUGCUGUCUUCGGCGACAUGGGGAACGUCAACCCCCAGUCCCUGCCCAGGCUCCGGCGCGACACGCAGCAGCACAUGUACGACGCGAUCCUGCACGUAGGGGAUUUUGCCUAUGACAUGGACGAGUGUAACGCCAUGGUUGGAGACGCCUUCAUGCGCAAGAUCGAGCCCGUCGCUGCGUCGGUGCCGUAUAUGACGUGCCCGGGGAACCACGAGGAGAAAUACAACUUCUCCAACUACCGUGCCCGAUUCAACAUGCCUGGUGACACGCAGGGCCUGUGGUACAGCUGGGACAUCGGCCCUGCCCACAUCAUCUCCUUCUCCACCGAGGUGUAUUUCUACCUGAACUAUGGCCGCCACCUCGUCCGGGAGCAGUACCAAUGGCUAGAGAGAGACCUACAGGAGGCCACGCGGCCGGAUCGGCGCCGGCGGCACCCGUGGAUCAUCACCAUGGGGCACCGGCCCAUGUACUGCUCCAACAUCGACCUCGACGACUGCACGGAGCACGAGAGCAUCACUCGCCGAGGGCUCCCCCAACAUCAGUACGGCCUGGAGGAUCUGUUCUAUAAAUACGGUGUCGACCUAGAGCUGUGGGCCCACGAACACUCCUACGAGAGGCUGUGGCCUGUCUACAACUACAAGGUCUACAACGGCAGCGCCGAAUCGCCCUACACCAACCCCCGGGCGCCCGUCCAUAUCAUCACCGGAUCGGCUGGCUGUAGGGAGAGGCUGACCCCAUUCGUCCUCAACCCUCGGGAGUGGAGCGCCGUGCGCAUCGAGGACUACGGCUACACACGCCUGCAAAUCCUCAACCGCAGCCACAUCUGGCUGGAGCAAGUGUCCGAUGACCAGGACGGGAAAGUCGUGGAUGGGAUCUGGCUCAUCAAGGAGUUGCACGGCCCCAAAGCUUGGCAUUAGCCUGGCAGCAGGCACCCAGCCCUGAGUUGAGCAGAGGGACUGCGUCCCCAGGACACCCUGAAAUCCUCGUUAUCUGGCUGGAGGCAGAGCUCCCUGCGGGGCUACAAAUGAACCAAUCAAAUCCAAAGGCCAUUCUUGCAGUCCCUGAUGUAUGGCACUGGAAGGACACGCCUGCCCCUGCAGCUGGGGAAAACCUGCUGCUGGGUCUUUAUGAUGGUGAAAAAGCGCUUUGCUGCAGCUGAGCGUAUUAGGUCUCAGAGCACUUUAUACGGGCGGGGUUGUGUCUGUGUAUUCCCAGUUUUUGGCUGGGGAAACUGAGGCACAGAGAAAGGAAGAACUGUGACCAAAAUCAUAGAUGUAGGGGUCUUGCUUUCCAGUCUUCCCUGCCCUAAUCACUACACUGUCUACACUGUUAAGUUUCUGCGCAGUGAAGCAGCUUUCUGCACUCAAACUGCAGACGUGUCCACACUGCCAAGCCACUUUGUGCGCAGAAACUCUGCAGUUGCAGCUCUGCAAAAAACCCACCUCAACAAGAGUCGUAAAGCAGUUUGCGCACAGGCUCCAGCGCUCUAUUGCCAGUGUACACACUUGAUUGCUAUUGUGCUGUAAUUGGCUUCCGGAGCUGUCCCAUAAUCCCUCAAGUGACAUCCCAGGGUUUCCCCCUUCCCCUGCCUCAGGACUGGUUGCUUCCUGCCACUGUCUGAACUUACAAGACAGCCUGCUGGACCCCUCUCUGGCCCCCAGAACACACUGCCUCUCCCCCUCCAUACACACCCACCCAGCCCAGUUCAGCUGAAAAGCAGCUGGCAAUGCAGUAGGAUGCCCUGGAACAAUGGGAUUGGGAAACCUGCAUCAUGUGACAUUGUGCCUGCCCAUGAGGCAUUGCAAACCCUUCCCAAGCACCCUGCGGCCAGUUGCACUGUGGGAUAGCUCCCACAAUGCACUGCUGUCUUUGCCCUUGCAUGACCUGCUAAUGUGGAUGUGCUCCAGCAUCACAAGGAACACAGUGUGAACACCCAACAGUGGUUUAUUUCCAGCGCUUUAAUAACUGUGGAAUAACUUGUGGCGCAGAAACUUGCCAGUGUAGACACACCUUUAGACCAUGUCCUCUGUAGGAGCCCUUUGGCGGUAUAAGAAUCCCAGGAUACCCUGUUGGCAAAUAAAACCACCCUCCUCGAGUAACAAUGCACCGUACUGUAUAACUGAAUUCACACUGGCUAGCACAGCUCUCUUCCCAACGCCUGACCGACUGAUCUGCCCUGGCAGAAAUC